Messenger RNA from Lodderomyces pseudojiufengensis, 444 nucleotides. RefSeq names its product E2 ubiquitin-conjugating protein (gene UBC4). Gene Ontology annotation, biological process: ubiquitin-dependent protein catabolic process; protein polyubiquitination. The transcript has 2 exons. Lineage: Eukaryota; Fungi; Ascomycota; Pichiomycetes; Serinales; Debaryomycetaceae. Gene Ontology annotation, molecular function: ubiquitin conjugating enzyme activity. The record is from RefSeq and is a predicted model, not a curated record. Gene Ontology annotation, cellular component: nucleus. Bases 1 to 444 code for a protein of 147 amino acids.
AUGUCAUUAAAACGUAUUAAUAAAGAAUUAUCAGACUUGGGAAGAGAUCCACCAUCAUCUUGUUCAGCAGGACCAGUGGGUGAUGAUUUAUACCAUUGGCAAGCAUCAAUAAUGGGACCACCAGAUUCUCCAUAUGCUGGAGGUGUAUUUUUUUUAAGUAUUCAUUUCCCAACUGAUUAUCCAUUUAAACCACCAAAGAUUGCAUUCACAACUAAAAUAUAUCAUCCAAAUAUUAAUUCAAAUGGUAACAUUUGUUUAGAUAUUUUAAAAGAUCAAUGGUCUCCAGCUUUAACAAUUUCAAAAGUAUUAUUAUCAAUUUGUUCUUUAUUAACUGAUGCUAAUCCUGAUGAUCCAUUAGUUCCAGAAAUUGCUCAUAUUUAUAAACAAGACAGAAAGAAAUAUGAAGCUACUGCUAAAGAAUGGACAAAAAAAUAUGCUGUUUGA